GCCAGAUAUAAAAAAAAUUAUAGCGAUGCGGCGCGCGCUUCUCAUCACGUGCGCCUUGGCCUACGGUCAGGACCAAACGUGCGUCGACGACCCGACCUGGGUCAAGAACGGGGACGAGCCGUGGAAGGACUGCGCGUGGGUGGCCGAGUUCAUCCCGACGCGCUGUGCGGUGCGCGGCGCCGACGGGCGGGACGCGCGGGAGGCGUGCCCGCGUGCCUGUGAAGAGCUGUGUGGAAAUCAGGCAGUGCGUCGGGUGUACCCGACAAUUCUGCACUAAGUCAUUUCUCGGCGACGACGCGGCCGUCCUGGCUCGGUCGAGCGGUGAGGAACCGGCAUCGCCACGCCAUCGAGCAGGCGUCGCGUCGAUGACGUGUAGAGAUUGACGCGACGAUCCAGCACGCGCCGUAAAAUUCUGAUUUCCACACAGGUGAAGAGUGCUUCCCGUUCGCGCCGACGGCAGUGCCGUCUGGCAUUCCGACCUACGAGCCGACCACGGCCGCGCCGUCGGACCUGCCGACGGCCGCGCCGACGGCGGCGCCCUACGCACCGUCAGCAGUACCGACGGUCUGUCCGCAUAAGGAUGACGAGGACUGGUACAAGACGGGCGAGCCUUCCAAAAACUGCGACUGGGUCUCGGAAUUUACGCCAACGCGGUGCGAAGCAGUGCACAAAUCAAAUUCGCGGCUGAAUCACACUGGGUGA
Messenger RNA from Pelagomonas calceolata, 702 nucleotides. Lineage: Eukaryota; Pelagophyceae; Pelagomonadales; Pelagomonadaceae. The record is from the annotation of a GenBank genome assembly.